CUGUUCUCAUCUCAAAUUCAUCACGUGGAAGUUCGGAAAGCUUGUGUCUCGUUCAUGAGGCACCACCAGCAGAAGUUUGAAUCUUACGUGGAAGGAUCAUUUGAGAAAUACCUUGAACGACUGGGAGAUCCAAAGGAAAGUGCUGGCCAGCUGGAAAUGAGUGCUUUAUCAGUGAUGUACAAGCAAGACUUUAUAUUGUACCGGUACCCUGGAAAGCCACCCACGUAUGCUACAGACAAUGGCUUUGAAGACAAGAUUUUACUGUGUUGUUCCGGCAACGGCCAUUAUGACUCUGUGUAUACAAAACAAUUCCAGGAAAAUGCUGCUAUUUGCCAGGCUGUAUUAUAUGAGAUCCUGUACAAAGAUGUGUUUGGCAUGGAUGAGGAAGAAUUAAGGUCUGCAGUUGAGGUGUUUCGAAGUGGAUCCAAGAAGAACAGAAACAGUGGCUCUGUAGGAAGUGAGGAUGCAAACUUUGAUUGUCUUCAUGAAAAAGUAUCCAGAAAUCCAUCAGAAAAGAGAGUGGAUGACUGGGAAGGCAAUGAUACUGACAAUCCACAGGAAGAUAAGUUCAAACAAGGCAUUGAAGAAGAAAAGCCUCCAGAAAUUCCAUCAAAGUUGCCAGUUCCUUACAAAGUGCUAAAGGCACUGGACCCUGAGAUCUUUCGAAAUGUGGAGUUUGAUGUUUGGCUGGACAGCAGAAAAGAGCUUCAAAAAACUGACUACAUGGUGUUUGCUGGGAGACAGUACUAUUUAGGAGACAAGUGUCAGGUACGUCUGGAGCCUGGAGGUAAGUAUUACAAUGCUCAUAUCCAGGAAGUCGGACAGGAUGGCAACGCGCUGACGGUGUUUGUUGAGGAGCUGGCGGAAAAGCAUACAGUUCCUUUGGCAAACUUAAAACCAGUGACACAAGUGGCGCCUGUCAUUGCUUGGAAUGUGGUUCCUAGCCGAAAAGGAGGAACCUAUCAGAAAAUAACAGGUGGAUACUUCUCAGGAAUAGAAAUGGAUAUGAAAACACGGAAGAGAAUGCUUAAGAGAGUUCGUGGAAAGGAGGUCUUUAUGACUGUGGCUUAUAGCAGGGGUCAGCCAGUUCUUCCACCUCGGCUACAGCACAGUGUUCCUUCUGGGCGCUCUCCUCCAGUUCAGUGCUCACAGAGUGGUGGAAACAUGGCACCUUACGGACCCCAUCAUCCUCAGAGACAUAACCGUGGAUUUGGGGUGCCAAG
Molecule: messenger RNA, 1223 nt
Organism: Tauraco erythrolophus (red-crested turaco)
Lineage: Eukaryota; Metazoa; Chordata; Aves; Musophagiformes; Musophagidae
Source: RefSeq, a predicted model, not a curated record